AUGACGAAUUUCAAAGAAUUUUGGAGGAUCGUUCAGACUUUUCAUAUUUUCGUCAUUUUUGUUCAAAGUUAUUUUUUGGAUGUGAAGAAUUUUACCGUCUAUGAUGGACCAAACAACAGUCUCUUCGGAUACUCUGUAGCAUUGCUGAACAAUUCGGACGGACUCUGGAUUCUGGUUGGUGCUCCGGAAGGUGAAGAUAUCUUUCAGCCUUGGGUGAGGCAGCCUGGGGCAUUAUAUAAAUGUCUUUACCCUGCAGGAAAGGAAAGACAAUGCCAGCAAGUCAAUGUCGACAGUUCAGGGAAUUCUGAAGAAACAGUUCUGUAUCAUCGAAGGAAGAUAAGAUUCCACAGUGAUAAAGAUCAUCAAUGGCUUGGUGUGUCGUUAGACGUUGAUCCCGAAAACCAAUCAAGCGUUCUGAUCUGUGCUCAUCGUUGGAAAGACAGCUAUUUAAGCUUACAUCUAAAUGGAAUCAAUCAUAUGAAUGGUAUGUGUUAUGAACUAGACGCUAGUCUCUCCAAAACAGCCAGAAAAAUCCCGGCUUUGACAAUCCGAGAGCGCUUGGUCAAUCGUCAAAGAUACGCAGAAUUCUCUAUGGGCGGACUCGGCAUGUCGGCAAUAUAUUCUGGGGUGUCAGGAUACAUUAUCAUGGGUGCACCCGGACUCAAUGAUUGGUCAGGAGGAGUUGUACUUGAAAGAAAUGGAUCUAACAAGGAUGACAUCCAUUACAUAGAACCUCCGAGAAGAACUUACCAGGAUUCCCAAAUCGGAAGCAGUCUGGCCGUUGGAAAUUUCUUAUUCAGAACUGUAAAAAGUCUAGCUUUGGGUGCACCAAGAGCAGGAAAGGUUUUAUUUUACGAAUGGAUGGACACAAACAGAGAACCCGUCCAUAUAAUAGAGAAUGAGCAAAUUGGAAUUGGUUUUGGAGCGUCACUGCUGACCUACAGGAUUCCUAAUGAUUACCUGGAUGACAUAAUAAUCGGCGCACCCUACUUUACAUCAAACAGCAUGGAAAACGAAGGGAGAGUCUAUGUUUUUAAAUCAAGAGGAAUUUUAGGGUUUGGACUUGACACAACUCUUAAAGGCGUUCCCUUUGCACAUGCGCAAUUUGGAGCUUCGAUUGGUAACCUAGGUGACCUGAACAAUGAUGGCUUCAAUGACGUUGCCAUCGGUGCUCCUUAUGAGGACAACGGAAGCGGGGGAAUUUAUAUAUUUAAUGGUCAUAAAUCAGGAAUAUGGCCGACAUAUACCCAGCACAUAAAAUCAUCUGAUCUUCAUCAGUCUAUUAAAGGUUUUGGAAUAUCGUUUUCUCGUCCUUCCAAAAUUAACGAUGGAAGAAAGACAGUAGUAGUUGUUGGUUGUCAUCGUUCUAGUCAAGCAGUUGUGUUACAAAGUUCAACGAUGCUUAACAUUCAACCCAGCAUAAAGAGGACAAAGAUCUCAGCUAUGUGUGAACAUUGUGUCCCUUUUCAGAUAUGCUUUCACGUCGAAACAAAACAAGACAACAUCUUAUCAAAUGUUUUCCUGAAUUUUACUGCAACCAUUAGACAGGACGCUGCUCUGAAAUUCGGCCCUUUAGAUAAAAGUAAAACAGACGAGUUUCUUUCAACAAUGAAAGAUUCAGUUUCCUUGACCCUCAACAACAUAUCAUGUUCUGAACAAUACUUUAUAAUAGUCAAAGACUGCUGUUUAGGAGAUGACGAAAUUCAGAUAAUGAUAACAUUUGAACUUUCUAAUGUAACAGCGUCCGUUGUCAUUAAUAAAUUCCAGGGGAAACUAGAUAGACCAGUGCUAACAUCAAGUUUCCCUUACAAGUUUCGGUACAAAGACUUUUGUGGAAUCAGUAGAAGAUGCAAUACUGCGCUGAACGUGAGCCUCUUGUGGGAGAAAUUAGAGAAUGGUCGACACCUUAUCAUUGAACCAGGACGUCUCUCACUGUUGGUGACGUUAUCAAAUCCUGGGCUCUCACUUAACAACAUCAUUUUGUAUCAAGUGUUUCCCCGUGAAAUGUUUUUCCUACAAGCAAUAAACACGAAUUCAAACCGAACACUCUCCUGUACAAUAGAAAGGAAAGAACAAAACAAAGUUUUGGAAUGCCUCGUUGGAAGAAUUGAAGGAAAAGAACAUGUUGUUCUUAGACUUGAGUACAUUAUCCAGGAACCAAAGUCAUACAUGUCGAAUGUUACCGUUCAAAGUACCGUAACUACCAAAAUAGUUCCGAUCGAUGGAAUGAGGGUAUAUCAGAACUACACCGUACAGACUGUUCGGCACAUAUAUGCUAAUGUUAAAAGAUAUUCGAGACCAUCGAAUUUCUUGCUAAUAAACAGACAGAGUGUCUUCGAGAACAGUUUUUCGCAUGUCUUUUACCUUUCCCUGACGGAUCCGGACGAUGUUGAGAAUGUAUACUUCUUAGUUCCAGGUUUUCAGAAAGAACUUUCUAGUUCCGAAGUAGUUAUUCAACAUGGAAAAUCAAAUAUGAAAUGCACAUGGGGCAAUUUUACCCAGAAAUUAAUAGAUCUCGAGUAUUUCAAAGAUGUAAAGAUUUGUAAAUACAUUCACUGCGACUUGUUAUCUUGUGAGCUGACACCACAAUCAAGACUUAUAGUCGUGAAAGCUUUGUUUCAUUUCACACUAAAUUUACAACAUUGGAAGUCUAUAAAUAAGAUAAUGGAGCAAGAGUACACCUCACAGAUGUGCUAUAAAAGCAGAUUUGCAAUACUUGGAGAAAAUCCGAUCUGCAGAAGAGUGACGACCAUAAUGAAAGAUGUCUACCGGGCUGAAUUAGAUGGAAGAGUGCAUUACUGGUUCCUCACUUUAGCCGUGUUUACUGGCUUCAUCAUAUUAGUGGUUAUAAGUUGUUUUUUGUACAAGUGUGGCUUUUUCAAACGAAAAGCUCGCCAGGAAUUGAAACUAAAAAUUGAAACGCAAAAGCUGAGUACCGUCCACUUACUUCCGAAUGAGACAAGUGCCUCUGAAGAGGCAGACAAUGAAACUUUCGUGUUGACGCCAUUUCCGAGCGGAAGUGACGACACACAGGUGAUGACACCCCCUCCAUGUUACAUGGAAGUGAUGCAAAGAGUGUCAAACUCCUCAACGGAAUGCUUCUUCAUCUAUGACGAGGAGGAUGGGUAUUUACAGCCCGUGUUUUGACAGUUGAAUUAUUACAUGUAACUGUGCCACCUUUAUUGUGUUCAACUAAAUAAGAAAAAAAGAAGUCGAUACAACAGUAAGAGUCUCGUUUUGCAUUUUAUUCAGUUAUUGUUUUUCUGUUGAGAAGUUUUAAAUGUAAGCCAUAUAACUGUACUUUUAAAAGUAUUAAUGAAAUUUUGCCAUCCGUAGAGAAUAUAGAAAUACACUUUUAUCAGUAGCUUAAAUAAAGAUGGAUCAUUUGUUCUUCAGACAACAUUUUAUACAUGGACAUCAGAGACUGUUUUCAGUUUAACGUCAUUUUAUAGUGUUCAAAUGUCUUUGGUGAUUCUGAAACACCGGACUCAUUUUGCAAAAAAAAAAAAAAAAAAAAUGCUCAAGUCUGGACACAAUUCGAAAAAUCUGUUUCCAAGAAAGAUACUUUUCAUCUGGGUAUAGUUUUCUUUUGCUUUUUGUAUAACACGGUUUAGCAAUAUCAAAAAAAAAAAUCUUCAUUUCAAUUUUUUUUAAAACUUGACUACAUGGCUUUUGAUGAUUGAAUCAAAACUUUAAAAAAAAUUAUUACGUUAUAAUACAUAGUAUUUGAUUAUAAUAGAAAUUGUUGGAAAGAUACUAUAAAAUAUAGAUGUUGUUCUGUAGAUAUCAUACAACUGUGCAAAAUGAUAGAAGUCCAGUGUUUGUUGAAAAACCUUGUAUAUUCAUAAGGUUAAUUGAAAUAUUUCUUUGUAUAUUCAUAAGGUAAAUUAAAAUAUAUCUAGAAACAAAAAAAUCAAGCUUUUGUUGAAAAAUCUUGUACAUACAAAUUUAAGAUAUUUAGCGCAUAAUGUUUGGUUGUACUUCUUGACCAAUGAAUAAUGAAUGGAGAUCCGCAGCCACAUAUUAGUUUCUAGUCGUGUCAUAGGUUCAUAAAUAUUACGUACAGUGGCCAUUAGAGGAGUUCAAUAUUUAUGAAAGCUGACUCAGUUUCGUCUUCGUACACCGUCCUAUUGAUCUUCUCCUCUUUGACGAUAUCUGCAGAACGAUCUUGGCGAUUACUAAGCUAUUUGCACGACAGUCGUGUCGAGACUAUAUACGCAAUGCAAACAUUGAAAGAAAAAUAAAUGUAUUCGGAUUCGGUGACUGUGUUAUAAUUUUGAUUUCAUAUCGAACUUUAAUAGCAUACUGUAAAUGUAUAACAUUUGGCUGUGUAUUCUUUUUACCGGCUUUGGCGGAACACAGCAAUCGCUAAAUCAAGUACAAAGCUAAAUGCCUUGCACAUGUACACAUAAAUAAGAAUAUGAAGAAAUGCACUAAAUCAAAUCAAUGCUAACUUUUUCAAAAAUCAAUUUCCGCCAAAUAUCGUAGACGCUAAAUAUAAUACAUUUACAGUAUCAUGUUCAUAGCCUAAAAUGACUACUGUUAUCUUCUCUACUCGGUAUUCAUUAGUCCAUUAUUUACACACUGAAUUAUCGUCGGAUUUUUUCCGUUUCUUCUCGAUCAUGACAAGGCGGGAUGUGACCGGUCGGCAGGGGAUGCUCACUCUCCAUGGCACCUGAUCCCAGCUCCACAUAUUUCAUUCAUCUAUGAGUAUGGAGCACACAAAAUGUUGAUAUAUCACUUGACAAAGCCAUUUAUGUUAAAUGGUCGUGAAUAGUCAACUGUAAGUAAAUUUAUUCUGAAAGACACCUUUUGCGCUGCCUGCAGAUCAGAAUGUCAAGAAAGGAUCACUUAGAGUCUGUCUACGUCACUUCGAAUUCUUUCUCCUUGAAAACUGCUAGAGGAAGGGAUUUAAUAAUUUGCUCAUGGAUUGCUUGGAAGAGUGGCUUUUGUAAAAUACCAGAGUUUCGGCAUUCAUAACCUUUGAAAUUUUCCUUGAACCUACUUUUACAAAGGUACAUGUACCAUAAAGUCAAUUUGCAGAUAUUCUUUGUCCUUUGGAUGGUGUGUCUGUGCCUUUUGGCAAGUUAGUGCUUCUCAUAGGAUAUGUUGAAAUAUAUCAGUAUAACCGUCUAACUGACUACGACAUUUGCCUUAUUUUCAAGAAUACUCCGAACCAUUAAGUAAGCUUAUGUCUUAUGAAUUUUGAGAGGUCGGGCUUUGAUGAAAUAUGGGGAUAACGAGCAGUGAUCAAGCUCAGAAUUCCAUUGAAACAAUAAAAAUCGGGAGCAAGGCAAACAAGGACAUCUAAUAGAUAACAGAGGAGCGAUCAGGUGCAAUGGAGGACUAAGCAUCCCCUGUUGACAGGUCACACCCGCAUUGUUCUCAUUUUCAUGAUCGGGCAAACGAAAAAGUCCGU
Molecule: messenger RNA, 5419 nt
Organism: Saccostrea echinata
Lineage: Eukaryota; Metazoa; Mollusca; Bivalvia; Ostreida; Ostreidae
Product: integrin alpha-4-like
Exons: 21
Coding region: 1-3147 (1048 amino acids)
Biological process (GO): cell adhesion mediated by integrin; cell-matrix adhesion; integrin-mediated signaling pathway
Cellular component (GO): external side of plasma membrane; integrin complex
Molecular function (GO): integrin binding
Source: RefSeq, a predicted model, not a curated record